Striga hermonthica is the source of this 491-nucleotide messenger RNA. The record is from the annotation of a GenBank genome assembly. NCBI's taxonomy places the organism in Eukaryota, Viridiplantae, Streptophyta, Magnoliopsida, Lamiales, Orobanchaceae.
GAAAAAGAAACUCCGGUUGGAGAAGCGAUCGUCUUCCGAGGCUGUGCGAGCGAAGCUUGAACAGAAAAAUUCAAGUGAGGGAAUCAGACCAGAGCCGCAAUGCUGCUUUCAUGAGGGAAUCGGAAUCGUGCUGAAAGAUGCAUUAGAGAUCUCAUGGAAAAGGCAACGAAAAUACCUACGAGAUCUCAUGAAGAAUGGAAAGUCAGACCCUAAAGCAACAUUCCAUCCUUGGUCUUGUCUGGCAGAAGUUGCUUUACUGCAUUAUCACAAGGAACAGGGCAUUGAGCUUGACCUUGUGAAAAUGGUGAAAGAAAAUGGCAAACUCUCAAGGUUAGAGCCAGGAGCAUAUCAUCACAUCUUCUUCAAGGCUGUGCACAAAAAUGUUGAUUGGCCCGACUUGCCCCCACAAUUGUUUUUCGCUGAGAUUUUUGACUGUGGUGUGAAACUUCAUCCCACUCGUUGUUUUAUCAUUAAACCUUAUGAUGAUCCUG